AUGUCGCUUACUGAAGAAAGGUAUGCUGUCACUGUUAGUUAUAUAUACUCGCAACUGUCAGCUUCCGAAACACCAAACGACAGCACUGGAGAGGCGUUCUCCGACUUCAAGAUCGGCAACGUUGCUGACUUAGUUAAUGAUGAUGCUCCCGUGGAUGGAACUGAUAAAGAUGAACCUUCUGCAGCGGACUAUGACCCCACCCUUGACAUGAAAGCUGAGAGGGAAAGGCAUACAAGUGCGGACGUUUCUGCGGCGUCAUACGACGAGACUCAGACCACCAAACAAGAUGUUCUAAUCCCCGAUGCUGUUCCAGUGCAGCAAGAACAGCCUAAGGCGAAGGAUCCAUACGACAUGUUUGCAGAGGAUGAUGAUGAUAUGUUUGCCGAAGAAACACAGGAUACAACACAGCCAGCGCACGCAUCGGCCGUGCCGGCCGUGCCUCAGCCACAGGAGCUCGAUAUCAGCAUGAUGGACAAUUGGGACGAUCCGGAAGGAUACUACAAUGUGCGUCUUGGUGAGUUGAUCAAUGGGCGGUAUCAUGUACAGCAGAACCUCGGCAAAGGAAUGUUCUCAUCGGUCGUACGCGCGACCGACUCGAAAACUGGUAAGCUGGUUGCAGUCAAAAUCAUUCGACAGAACGACACCAUGAGGAAGGCAGGUAUGAAGGAAAUUGGCAUCUUGGAACAGCUUCGUGAAGCCGACCCCGACGAUAAGAAGCACAUUAUCAAAUUCGAACGCUAUUUCGAUCACAAGGGACACCUCUGCAUGGUUUUUGAGAAUCUCAGCAUGAACUUGCGCGAGGUCUUGAAGAAAUUUGGACGAGAUGUUGGGUUGAACUUAAUGGCGAUCCGGGCGUAUGCACAGCAGAUCUUCCUCGGGCUAAGUUUGCUUCGGAAGUGUAAUAUCCUCCAUGCGGACUUGAAACCCGACAAUCUGUUGGUAAAUGAACAGCGAAACAUUCUCAAGGUCUGUGACUUGGGCUCUGCAUCCUCGACUACGGAGAACGAAAUUACACCGUACCUUGUGAGUCGGUUCUACCGAGCCCCGGAGAUCAUCCUAGGAAUUCCCUACGAUCAGGCCAUUGAUGUAUGGUCCAUUGGCUGUACGCUGUUCGAAUUGUACACGGGCAAGAUUCUGUUUACGGGGCGGAAUAACAACCAGAUGCUACGGUCGAUCAUGGAAUGUCGCGGCAAAUACCCACCCAAGCUUCUGCGAAAGGGAUCGCUGACGCACAUGCAUUUUGACGACAUGUUAAAUUUCCACAGCACCGAAGAAGACAAGAUCACAGGGCGUCUGGUCACGCGGGUGGUUGACUUCAAAAAGCCCACUCGGGAUCUGAAAACAAGGCUGAUGGGCAAAGGUACUCGCGGAAUGACGGACAGCGAGGCAAAGGAGCUGGCACUGUUUGUGGAUCUGCUGGAUCGCUGUUUGAGUCUCAACCCGGAGAAGCGGUGCACGCCGGCUGAGGCUCUGAAGCAUCCGUUCAUUUCGCGGCCGAAGGCUUAG
This is a messenger RNA of Aspergillus oryzae RIB40, 1506 nucleotides long. RefSeq names its product putative serine/threonine protein kinase (Prp4). Gene Ontology annotation, biological process: peptidyl-serine phosphorylation; peptidyl-threonine phosphorylation; mRNA cis splicing, via spliceosome. The transcript is spliced from 2 exons. Gene Ontology annotation, molecular function: protein serine/threonine kinase activity; ATP binding. NCBI's taxonomy places the organism in Eukaryota, Fungi, Ascomycota, Eurotiomycetes, Eurotiales, Aspergillaceae. The record is from RefSeq and is a predicted model, not a curated record. The coding region runs from base 1 to 1506 and encodes 501 amino acids.